Molecule: messenger RNA, 1533 nt
Organism: Phycomyces blakesleeanus NRRL 1555(-)
Lineage: Eukaryota; Fungi; Mucoromycota; Mucoromycetes; Mucorales; Phycomycetaceae
Exons: 7
Coding region: 1-1533 (510 amino acids)
Source: RefSeq, a predicted model, not a curated record
AUGACUGAAAUUGAUCAGUCUAUUCUGGAUGAUGUUGACAUGUACUAUGACAAAAAUGAUACUAGUAAUGAAGAUAAAUCUGUUAGCAAUUCAGAAUAUACUAUGGAGUCUAUGGAGCUUGAUAAUACUAUUUCAUAUAAGUGUGCAUGUAAUUUUGAGGACAGUGAGGGUGAAGAUCACAUUUACAACAGCAGCCAAAUCAGUACAAAUACUUUUACCAAGGCCGAAUCACUAACAUGUAGUGAUAUCAUUUGUUUUUUUUUUAAACCUGGGGCUAAGAUCAGUCCUGGCAAAACUGUUGAUACUUUGCUCAAGUCAAAGUCAAGUGUCAAGGGCCAUGAGUAUGAUGUCUGCUCUAGUGGUUGUCAAUUGUAUGGCAUUAAUGACAACCAGGAAUCUUGUGUUGACUGCAGCAAACCGCAAUACAAGAAUGAUCCCAAUCAAAGUCAGACACCAGCUGCCAGUAUGAAACUUAUGUCAGUCAGAGAUAUGCUUUCUCAAAUGUUGGCAGAUCUAGCCACAAGAGAACUUCUCUGUUACAGAGCAAAUCAGAAAUCUUUAGCUGGUCAGCUAACUGACAUUUUUGAUGGUGACAAUUACAAGCAGUUGGUGCAGCAGGACCUGUUUUCCAAUCCUGAUGAUAUUGCCAUUAGGCUUUAUACUAAUGGGUUUGUCAAUCAAAAGAAAGGCAAAAACUCAUAUACCAUCAUCUAUUGUAUAAUAUUCAACCUAGACCCAUCCAUCAGACAUCCCAACAAAUACCUUUUGCAACUGGCAAUCUUGCCUGAUCCCAAGAAGCCAACUCAUUUGGACUCCUUUCUUAUAUCUAUCAUCAAUGAAUUAUCCAAGGUCUAUCUGCUGCUUGCUUCUGGUGGUAUUCCAGCUGUAGCUGAUAUGGCCCACAUUGGUUCCCAUACAAGUUUAUUUGGUUGUCAUUUUUGUGAGACCAAAGGCAAAUGCCCUACUAACAGAUGGCAUGGCAUGUACUUUGAUGACAUUUCCAUCUGGUUAAGACCUUUGGAAGACUUCAAAGUAGGCAACCCUAUAAGUAUUGGAAAGCUCGUAUAUGGCCUGAUUACAAUCACUCUCACAAAGGAAACCAAAUUUUAUUAUACCCAUCCAGACAAUACCCUUAAUACCACCGAAUACCCUUUUCAUAUACUAAGAGCAGAUCUUGUAACAAUUGGAAACUGUAUCACCAGCUCACAAAAAUAUAUACUCACCUCAUUUCAAGGCAGUUUCGACAAUGUAUUUGUCAAGAUCAAUAGUACUCGCGCAGUUGACUGGCUUGACUUUCUCUUAUACCUUGUCCUCACUUUGGUUGUGCCUUAUUUACCAAAUAGGGCUGCCAAAACAGCCCUAUUAUCUCUUGUGAAAGAUACGUCAAGCACUGGCGCUUGUUUUUAUACCAACAAGUCCAGAAUAAUAUCCUGUCUCAUGGUGUUUUCUGACCAGUGCAACAUUACCUGGUCCAUAUACCCUAUAUCAUCAAGCAGCAAGACCCCCUGCAAUGCUACUCCACUUGCUCAAUGA